AUGCCACCAAAGAAGCAAGUUGAAGAGAAAAAGGUUUUAUUGGGCCGCCCUGGUAAUAACUUAAAAGCUGGUAUUGUCGGUUUAGCGAACGUUGGUAAAUCAACUUUUUUCCAAGCAAUUACAAGAUGUCCAUUGGGUAACCCAGCCAACUAUCCUUUCGCUACUAUUGAUCCAGAAGAGGCUCGUGUUAUUGUCCCAUCUCCAAGAUUUGAGAAAUUAUGUGAAAUCUAUAAUCCUGCUUCUAAAGUUCCAGCUCAUUUGACUGUUUAUGAUAUUGCAGGUUUAACCAGAGGUGCAAGUAAAGGUGAAGGUCUAGGUAACUCUUUCUUGUCCCACAUUAGAGCUGUUGAUUCCAUCUAUCAAGUUGUUCGUUGUUUCGACGAUGCUGAAAUUAUCCAUAUCGAAGGUGACGUCAAUCCAGUUAGAGACUUGGAAAUUAUCAACACCGAAUUGAGAUUAAAGGAUAUUGAAUUCGCCAACAAACAUUUGGAGGCUAUUGAUAAGAUAACAAAAAGAGGUGGUCAAUCCCUUGAAGUUAAGCAAAAGAAGGAAGAGGCUAUCCUAGUGAAGAAGAUUAUUGAGUUGUUAGAAUCCGGCCAAAGGGUUGCAAACCAAUCGUGGUCUCCUAAGGAAGUUGAGAUCAUUAACUCAAUGUUUUUGUUGACUGCCAAGCCAUCUAUUUACUUGAUCAAUCUCUCUGAGAAAGAUUUCAUCAGGAAAAAGAACAAGCAUUUGUUGAAAAUCAAGGAGUGGGUUGACCAAUACUCUCCUGGCGAUUUGAUCAUCCCAUUCUCUGUCUGCUUCGAAGAGAGACUAUCUCACAUGUCCCUUGAAGAGGCUGACGAGGAAUGUAAGAACUUGGGUGUCCAAUCUGCUUUGCCAAAAAUCAUCACUACAAUGAGAGAAAAGCUAGAGUUGAUUUCUUUCUUCACAUCUGGUGCUGACGAAGUUAGAGAAUGGACCAUUAGAAAGGGUACUAAGGCCCCACAGGCUGCUGGUGUCAUCCACAAUGACCUAAUGAACACCUUUAUUUUGGCUCAGGUUAUGAAGUACGAAGAUGUUGUGGAAUACAAAGAUGACAAUGCUAUUAAAGCUGCAGGUAAGAUGCAACAAAAAGGUAAAGAGUACGUUGUAGAAGACGGUGAUGUUAUCUACUUCAGAGCAGGUGCUGGUAAGAACUAA
Molecule: messenger RNA, 1182 nt
Organism: Eremothecium sinecaudum
Lineage: Eukaryota; Fungi; Ascomycota; Saccharomycetes; Saccharomycetales; Saccharomycetaceae
Gene: OLA1
Product: Obg-like ATPase
Exons: 1
Coding region: 1-1182 (393 amino acids)
Cellular component (GO): cytoplasm
Molecular function (GO): ATP hydrolysis activity; ATP binding; GTP binding
Source: RefSeq, a predicted model, not a curated record